UUCAAUUAAAUUAAACUAACUCCCUCCCUCUGUCUAAAACCCAAACCCUCAAUAGUCAAUAGUAGUAAUACUAAACCUUGUGCUGCCGCGCUUCCUCUUCUGCGCCGAACCAUGGCGUGCGUGGAUCCUCCAAGGAAGAAGAAGAAAGGAAGAUACGGCGUCGCAGAAUUGAAAACCCUAGGCAACCAGCUUCUCUCCUCCGCCUCGCACAUCAACAACCUCCCUCUUCUUCUCACAUUCCUUUCCCCUUCUUCUCCUCCUCACCAUGUCCUCGAAUCCCUACUCUCUCUCCACUCUUUCUUCCUCCCUCUUCUACCAAAGCUCCCUUCCUCCUCCGCCGUCGCUACCUCCGCCGUCGCUACCUCCGCGGCUGCUCCCUCCGCUGCUGACCAGUCCGAGUUCAUCUACCUCACCUGGCUCCGCUCAAAAUUCGAUGAGUUCCUCAAGUCACUCCUCGACAUUCUUGCCUCGCCACAGUCCGACGAGACGCUCAAAGAACUCGUGCUGGACACGCUCAUGGAGUUCGUGAAGGUGGCCAAUGGCGGCGUCUUCCACUCUGCUUUGUACCACAAACUUCUCCUUAGCAUUGUUCGCUCCACUAGUCCGGCUACGUUUGUUGUGGAUCUUCUGGAGUCGAAGUAUUUCAAAUAUAUUGAUGUCCGCUAUUUUACAUUUAUAAGUCUGAAAAAGCUCGCUAGUACUUUGGAAGGCAAAGAUGAAUCAGAUGACAAAAUUGCAAGUGCAGAUGGCAACAAUGAAAGUCAAUUGAGCUCAAAAAUGGAAUGUUUCAUCCGCAAUAUGUACUAUACUAUAUCGCACGUUCCCCCUCUCCAAGGCAAUAAUACAUCUGAUUUGGAAAUGUGGAGCAGCUCAGAAAGUGACCAAAAGCAGCAUUAUGGAGAUGCGAGUGUUGAUGAUAAGCUGCUGAAGUCCAAGAAGCCUAACAAAAAUGUAUUGUCAGCAGAAAAAAUUACCAAGAAGAUGAAGUUAAAAUUUACAAAAGCCUGGAUUGCAUAUCUUAGAUUGCCACUUCCACUUGAUGUUUACAAAGAGGUUCUCGUUAAUCUUCACCAGGCUGUUAUUCCUCAUCUAUCUAAUCCCAUCAUCUUAUGUGAUUUCUUAACAAGGUCAUAUGAUGUUGGUGGUGUAGUCAGUGUGAUGGCUCUUAGCAGCCUUUUUGUCCUAAUGACCCAGUAUGGCUUGGAAUAUCCAAAUUUCUAUGAAAAACUAUAUGCCCUCUUAGUUCCAUCCACCUUCAUGGCAAAACAUCGAGCAAGGUUUUUACAGCUUCUUGAUUCUUGCCUCAAGUCACCUCUUCUUCCAGCUUACCUGGCUGCUUCCUUUGCAAAGAAACUGAGUAGGUUGUUGCUUUCGGUUCCUCCUUCAGGGGCAUUAGUUAUUACGGCUCUGAUUCACAAUAUUUUGCGUAGACAUCCUUCAGUCAACUGUUUGGUGCACCGGGAAAAUGGUGUUGACGAAGGGAAAAGUGACCAUAGAACAGAUGAAGGAACAACUGCCAACUCGGAUAAUGUUAAGACUAGUGCCAUACCUUGCCAGAAACCAGGCAUUGACCAUUUUAACAAUACUGAAACCGAUCCCAAGAAGUCAGCUGCUAUGAGGAGUUCUCUUUGGGAAAUUGACACUAUUCUUCACCACUACUGUCCUCCAGUCUCAAGGUUUGCUUUGUCUCUUGGGAAUGAUUUGACAGUGAGGGCCAAAACAAGUGAAGUUAAUGUCGGUGACUUUAGUGCUGGUUCAUAUGCAACAAUCCUUGGAGCAGAGAUAACGCGGAGGGUAAAGCAGGUACCCUUAGCAUUCUACAAAGCAACUCCUUCCUCUUUGUUUUCAGAGACUGAUUUUGCUGGUUGGACUUUCAAAAGUGAAGAAAUCCCCGAAAUGAUCGAUGAAAAUAAUGAGCGAAGUACUAAAGAUCUAUUGUAACCUAAAUUUUGUUCUGUGAAACGACAUGAUAGAGAAUUUGCGAUUCAUUUUUGUCCAUUUCAUUAAUAUGCCUGCAUGUUUUAGGAAAGAUGUGGCUCGUUUGUCCAUUUCAUUAAUUUGCGAUUCGAGGUAGUAGAAAAGGGAGAGGAGGGAAAGGGGAAAUCUUCGGGUUCGCUUGUUAUAAUGAGUAAAUUAAUUUGAUGUGUUAGAUGAAACAGUCGGAAGAUAAUUCUAGUCACAUUUUUUGUACGGUAGCAUGAUAUGUAUUCACUCUAUAGCA
Molecule: messenger RNA, 2221 nt
Organism: Vigna umbellata (rice bean)
Lineage: Eukaryota; Viridiplantae; Streptophyta; Magnoliopsida; Fabales; Fabaceae
Product: CCAAT-binding factor
Biological process (GO): ribosome biogenesis
Cellular component (GO): Noc4p-Nop14p complex; small-subunit processome; nucleolus
Source: RefSeq, a predicted model, not a curated record